AGGAGAUGCCCGUGUCGGGGUGCACCUGCUUCAGCACCUUGUACACGUAGAUGGAGUAGCUCUCCUUGCGGCUCUUCUUGCGCUUCUUGUCGCCCUUCUUCUGCGUCUUAGUGACCGCCUUCUUGGAGCCCUUCUUGGGCGCGGGCGCGGACUUGGCCGGCUCGGGCAUGGCUGCGAACGCGCGACUCUCAGCACACACGAACUACGAAAAAAAGAACCGACGACAGCGAAGAGGCCGCGGGAGCUGCUUUUAUAGCGGUGCUGUUCCCAGCGGCGCGUCGCUAUUGGUUGUCCUUCCCGUCGUGCCCCCGCGCCCGGCUUUGCCAUUGGCGUCCUCUGAAUUCGCCUUCCCAUUGGCUGCCGAACGAUUCCUUUCUUGCAGCCAAUCGGAGCAGGCGCUGCCGCUCCGCCCGGGUUGUAUAUAAGGCGCCGGGCGGGCCGGGCUGGGACUUAUCGAGGCUUUUGCGGCUCCGGAGCGAGCGCCGAUUUGCUGAGUGGCUGCCAUGUCCGGGCGCGGGAAGCAGGGCGGGAAGGCGCGGGCCAAGGCCAAGUCGCGCUCGUCGCGGGCCGGGCUGCAGUUCCCCGUGGGCCGCGUGCACCGGCUGCUGCGCAAGGGCAACUACGCGGAGCGGGUGGGCGCCGGCGCGCCCGUGUACCUGGCGGCCGUGCUGGAGUACCUGACGGCCGAGAUUCUGGAGCUGGCGGGCAACGCGGCCCGCGACAACAAGAAGACACGCAUCAUCCCCCGCCACCUGCAGCUCGCCAUCCGCAACGACGAGGAGCUCAACAAGCUGCUGGGCAAGGUGACGAUCGCGCAGGGCGGCGUGCUGCCCAACAUCCAGGCCGUGCUGCUGCCCAAGAAGACCGACAGCCACAAGGCCAAAGCCAAGUAAAUAUUUUUUAAGGGUAAUCAAGAAACAAAAAGGCUCUUUUCAGAGCCACCCACUUUGGUCGUAAAGGGCUGAGUCAUUGUGGUUUUCUUUAGUGAACUGAGGCAGAAACAUGUAAGCUGCCUUUUUUUCUGGGCUUUAUUUUAGUGAUGCUAUUCUCUGUUCCCAUCUGUGUUUUGUGGGAAACCUGCUUUAAUAGUAGAUGCUUAUAUUUUUAAAAGAAAUUGUGCUCCCCACUAAGAUUCAUCUUGUUGGUUGUUGCCUUUUUAGGACUUUCUAAUUAUUCAGUAAACUGUUCUGCUUUUGUAAAGUGGAUAUUUUCAAUCUGUUAGCAGUAGCAAUUAUGUUUUUUGUGGCUAGGAUAAACAUUACACCUGUAGCCAAUCAGCUCUGGCUUUCUUUUAAAUGCUCUGUGCAGUACUUACUAGAGGGCAACAUUAACUGAAGUCAAUAUUAUUCUAUAUUAUUACUGUUCAAGAGUACUAAAUAGUAGCCUCCAUGUUUCAAACUGAGGGAAAAGGGAGUGGGAAGGGAAGCAAAGCAUGCACAUGAAAAAUUAAGCCCUAAAACAAUCACUGAAGUCCUGGCAGUGACCCUGAACCAAUUGUUUUGCAACAUGAGGGGUGUUCCCAGCCUCGGGCUUCUGACUGAUUUCCAUUUUUGCUGCGUUUUAACACCAUCAUGUAUGCAAGAAUCCCACUGGCUUUCCUUGGCAGAAUUAAUUGUAAAGCACUAGGGAAAGGUUUCAAGCAGGGAAGAGUCGUCAGUGUUCUCAUCUGAUGUGACGUCCCAUUAAGAUGACAGUCACUGCGUUCAACUGCAAAAACACUCAAUUUCAUUUUGCUGGCACUACUCACUGAAUCCACACUCUCUUCUCCAUGUACUAUGGGGAGUUUCGAGGUCACACUUUGUUUUGGGAGAAAGUGAGUCAUUCUUAGAAAAGCUGCUGCCAUGCAGCAGGGCACAAUGUGGCUAAAAGUUUGUUUCUCUGCUUUGGUGCUGCCCUGCUUGCUUCUGAUUUACUUCUGGCUUUAGCGUGGCUUUUCUUGUGGUCUUGUGCAAGCUCUUGGCCACAGAAGCCUGACAGCUUCUUGACUUUCUGGGGCUCUCUUCUGCAGUUCAUGGCACUGGAGAAACAGGAGCAGUUUUCAAUGUGACUGUGGUGUUCCCCAGCUCUAUCCUCCAGUCUAGGGAAAAGGAGAGGUGUGAACUGACAUAUCUCUGGGCCUGAUGUUUACUGAGUUUAAUUUUCCUAAAAUUAAGUUGGUGAUAUAUUCACCCCUCUACAAGGGAAGAAAGUUUACACUCCUAUCUGUACCUCUGUGUUCUACAUAAUGAAACUCUCAUCUACAUAUCAGAUUGUAAUAAACAAUGGGAAAGACUCCUAUGAACAACCCUGGGUACGUUAUCUUGUUGUGUG
Chiroxiphia lanceolata (lance-tailed manakin) is the source of this 2310-nucleotide messenger RNA. RefSeq names its product histone H2A-IV. Gene Ontology annotation, cellular component: nucleosome. Lineage: Eukaryota; Metazoa; Chordata; Aves; Passeriformes; Pipridae. Gene Ontology annotation, molecular function: DNA binding; structural constituent of chromatin; protein heterodimerization activity. The transcript has a single exon. The coding region runs from base 504 to 893 and encodes 129 amino acids. The record is from RefSeq and is a predicted model, not a curated record.